Penicillium soppii is the source of this 489-nucleotide messenger RNA. RefSeq lists its product as uncharacterized. The record is from RefSeq and is a predicted model, not a curated record. Bases 1 to 489 code for a protein of 162 amino acids. Lineage: Eukaryota; Fungi; Ascomycota; Eurotiomycetes; Eurotiales; Aspergillaceae. The transcript has a single exon.
AUGAUUGAUGAGCAAGAUAGGCUAACAACUUCGAAAAGGAUGUCAAAUGUAGCCCCGGGCUCCACUACUGACGCGAUGCGAAGAGACUUCCAAGUCAGAGAAACUGAAAUUGCCCAACAAAUAGUCAGCAUCAAGGAGCAAAGCGCGGCGGUGCAGAGGGAUCAAUAUGACUCUGCACAAGCAUCCUUUUCAGACAGCCAGGAGCGCACUCUACUGCUCGAGCAACUCAAGUAUCAACGUGCGACUCUGGAUGCCUCUCAGGGACUCAUGGAAGAUCUGCUGAGGCAGGCUCAGCAGGCUCGCUCAGCACAAAACAUCACUGACGUUGAAAUGAGCGAAAACGGGAAGGUGCUCGUUGGACGUAUAGGUUUCGAGGAUAGCGAAGGAGAAGUUUAUCAGCGGAUUCACAAUGUUAAAGCCACAACUGGUGGCAAGGGAAUCGUGGGUGUGGCCAAAGGAUUCGAUAUCAAUGCGUUUUUCAAAGACUAG